Suillus clintonianus is the source of this 3033-nucleotide messenger RNA. RefSeq lists its product as uncharacterized. The record is from RefSeq and is a predicted model, not a curated record. The coding region runs from base 1 to 3033 and encodes 1010 amino acids. Gene Ontology annotation, biological process: interstrand cross-link repair. Gene Ontology annotation, molecular function: 5'-flap endonuclease activity; flap-structured DNA binding; 5'-3' exonuclease activity. NCBI's taxonomy places the organism in Eukaryota, Fungi, Basidiomycota, Agaricomycetes, Boletales, Suillaceae. Gene Ontology annotation, cellular component: nucleus. The transcript has 10 exons.
AUGAGCCCAAGCUCACCAAACGCGGCCUCAGUUGGUACACUCAUAUUCUCCGGUGGCGGAUUUGGAAGUGACUCUCCAUACGAAACUCAAACACGCGAAGGCGAGCGCCUUGCGGAGAACUACGAUCAGAUUCGGGAGACAGGAGAUGCAUCUGACAAGAAAUCAAAUGCAUACGUUGAUCUUUUUGAAGACAUGCUCAGGACUUUGAUAGAGACUGAGGCGCAUUUAUUCGACAUUUCAGAACUCGAUUACUUCCAGAGAUAUGACAGACUUUCGCCAAGUGCAAAAUUUCUUAUCACGAAGCUUCUCCUGCGAAAAUUCAAUGCAUGGCACCGUCUUGACUCGCUGAAAUAUGAGGCAGAAAUAGGGAGCAAAGAAGGACUUAUUCAAGCUAUCGACGAGAUAUGCUUUGUACCAGGUCAAGUGAAAGUCGACGUUAUAAACGAAGGGGAUACCAAGAUGGCUGUAGAAGAGAGGGAAAUAAUAGACCUCACGCUCGACGACGAUGUCUACCCACCACCUUCCCUACCUUCACAUAUUUUACAACCUCAGGAAAUACCUGUACCGCACUUGCACCAGCCAUCACCACCCGCUCCAUCCACUAACAACACUGAGGAAGUCUCAAUACCUUUGGAUGCAACGCUCUCUGCUGCAAAUGCUAUUGCUGGUCCCUCUUCUAUAAAACUCGAAGACCUUCCUAUGGCCGAUACCAAGUUCACUAACCAUGUUGAUACACUCCCAGAGCCUGAAGGCAUUCUAGCAGAAGACGAGUCUCAAAUGGACCUUCCUGCCCUCCUUGAGUGCCUCAAAGUCGACGAGCUACGUUGCAUCGCGAAGCAGAUGCGUUUCAAGGGUGGUUCAAAACUGUUUUCCGACAAACCUCCCUUCCUUUCGGUCGCGAGACAACCCAGAAACGACUACGCGAUAUUGUUAUCCGCACACUCGGCAAGUGUGUGCGUGUACAUGAAGGCUUUUGCCGGUUCGACUCAAUCCUCCCAGGGUCUUCUUCUGCCCGCCCUGCUCUCACGGUUUAAGAAGCGCUCCUAUGCAAGCAUAGCCUUUACACGUACGAAGGACAUCUGGCCUACACGCGAAGCACUUCUCGCUUACGAACGAGCGCUCGAGCAAGAAGAAAUUGUAGAUGCCGUGUUUGCCGGGAACUUUGCAGCAGUGGGAGCCGAUAGGGAAUUCAAGACUCCAGCUGCAGAUGGACCUCGAUUCAAGACGCCAAUAACACCAAGUACUGCACCCGGAGUACCGCAGACACCAAUGUCCGCGAAGACUGUGCAAACCCCUGUGUCAAACGCCUUUGCAUCACCUGCUUCAAAUGGCAAUGGCAAGCCACCCAGAUCUGGUGUGUUUGUCAAGACUGAGAAAGCAGACUCUGUGCGUGUGCGUGGGGCGCGAAUAGCGAAGGAGAUCUUUGAGGAGGUGUACCCGCAGUGGCAGGAUCUCGUGAAGAUGAAAAGCGAAGGUGGGCUUGAAGGGAAGGAGAGGGGGUAUGGAUUGGAGAGGUUUGAAAGCGGGUACGUCCUAACUCGCCUCGUUGGUAAAGGCGCGCAUGCGCUCGGUAUCCUCGGGGAAUACGAAUAUGAACUCAGAGUCCUCGAGUCCCUCCUUGCGCAGAAGCGGUGGCGUCGCGGACGACGGGGGAGGUGGCACGAGCGCCGGGCCCUGAUCCUAGAGAAGUACGCAGCGAGAAAUGAUGACGCGCUUGACGCAUGUGUUGAAGCUCUAAAAGACGAUGAUACGCAUAUUGGUUGGUCGAGAUCUAGAAAUAGCUGUUGUGUCCUGGCUGAUGACUGGAUAGUCUUUCGUCCCAAACUUGACCGCCGCUUGACAGCCCUCGAGAAAAAGCUCAAAGUCGACCCUGCAGAUCGGCAUACGAGCGAAUGGAACCUCCAACCUCCUGAGUGGGUCUCCUUCGAAGGAGUGCGCGUGCGCCACCGUGCAGCGAGUUUAAAACUCGACCGUAAUGGGCGAAACAUUGCCAAAGCUUCUAUUGCUCAGGCAGGAGACAUCACAAAAUUUUUGUCGCCAACGAAACCUGGCGCUACGAAAGUAGAUGAGACACCUAUCUCGGUAAAAGUCGAGAAAACCGUGGAACGGAGAGAGGAGAAAGGAAAGUCCAUCUGGGUCGGACGAGGUGACCUAGAAGUAAAUGUUGAGACGCUCGCACUACAAUGGUACGAGGACCAGGGGUUCAAAGGCAUAUACUCUGAAACUAGGAUCAUCGCUACCCUCUUCGGUAUCCUCUUCUGGGAUAUCAUCUUCCUCCCUAUCCCCGGUGCCUUCGAGACCCCUUUCCAGACUGCACCGUUGGACAUUGCAGAAGACUCAUUUUAUCAUGCUCGACGAGAUGCCAUCGAAGCAAGGCUCAAGGAACUCGAGGAUGGACGAGGAGAGGAAAUCGUGAAACGAGUAGAAGCAGAGCAUAGAGCGCGCAAGACGUGGUGCGUAGGUGUAGAUUGGGAUUUACUAGAGGAAGGGGAAAUCGUACAAAUAGUUCGUACUACGCUGGGCGCAGCUCCGGCGGGCCAGAUCUCUUUGUGUGGAAUGCAGAGACAGGAAAAUCUCUGGAUCGAUGUCCUUCUCCGAGCUGGAAUAGCAGUGGAAUUGUGUUCAGUUCACGAGCAGGGCAAAGGGGAUGAGCACAAGACGGGGAAGAAGGGGAAGUCAAAGGGAAGCACGAAGAAGCGGCGAGGCAAAGCCAAGGAUAUUGCCGAAUCUGACACCGAAGAAAAGGAGGUGCAGCACAUGUGCGAAUCUGAGGAUGACGCUGAUGCUCUGCCCAUUGUACGAAUACCUGUGUGCAUGGACGACGUCCAAGAUGAAGGAACUUCCGCCAGACCCUCUACUCGCUCACGAUCCUCCGCAUACACUCCAACACCGAGCCGCGUGCCCGUUAUCGAACCAUCAACUCCCCCACGUUCACCCAAGAAACGCAAGCUCAUCGCUGAAGUCAUCAUUUCCACCCCAAGCCCCAGGAAGAAGCUCAAGUUCUCGCAGCACAGCGACAGUCCCGAACUUUGA